Dendroctonus ponderosae (mountain pine beetle) is the source of this 1461-nucleotide messenger RNA. It is a transcript of the gene Zip102B, whose product is annotated as zinc transporter ZIP9-B. Gene Ontology annotation, cellular component: membrane. The record is from RefSeq and is a predicted model, not a curated record. Gene Ontology annotation, molecular function: metal ion transmembrane transporter activity. The coding region runs from base 59 to 955 and encodes 298 amino acids. Gene Ontology annotation, biological process: transmembrane transport; zinc ion transport. The transcript is spliced from 7 exons. NCBI's taxonomy places the organism in Eukaryota, Metazoa, Arthropoda, Insecta, Coleoptera, Curculionidae.
GAAUAGUUAGUCAACCGUGAUCGUAAUCAGUGCAUAUGUGGUUUAUGUGACCUACAAUAUGUUUGACCUUUUGUUCCUACCCCGUAUAAUUGUUUGGGCCCUUGCUAUGUUUUUAGGGGCCCUGUUUUCUGGAUAUGUUCCGAUUAUUUACAAUCUAUCUGAGGAUAAACUGAAGAAAAUUAGUGUAUUCGGCGCCGGACUGUUAGUGGGAACCGCUUUAGCCGUAAUCAUCCCUGAAGGUAUCAGGUCUAUGGUAUCAGAAAAUCACACUCAUAACUCAGCUCAGCAGCCAGUGGACUCAACAGUUAGUCAAGAGUCUAGUGAUCCUUUGUCUGUGAUAGGAAUUAGUUUAGUUAGUGGAUUUAUUUUCAUGUUAGUAGUUGACCAAGUUUCUCAAAAAAGAAAUGAAAAUCUUAAUCCUUCGGAGCGAAAUAUAACUGCAACUGUUGGUUUGGUUGUGCAUGCUGCUGCAGAUGGAGUUGCUUUAGGUGCUGCAGCCACGACUAGUCAUGCUGAUGUGGAAAUCAUUGUAUUUCUUGCAAUAAUGUUGCACAAAGCUCCUGCAGCGUUUGGUCUGGUUACAUUUUUACUUCAUGAAGGCAUAGAAAGGAAGAGAAUCAGAAAGCACUUGUUGAUAUUCUCAUUGUCGGCCCCCGUGCUGACGCUCCUGACAUAUUUCGGAAUCGGUCAGGAACAGAAAGAAACACUCAGCUCCUUCAAUGCUACAGGUAUUGCAAUGUUGUUUUCCGCUGGUACAUUCCUGUACGUGGCCACAGUUCACGUACUGGCUGAUCUGACUCAACCCAGUCAUCAAAGCCAAUACUCUAAAGUUCCCCAGAAUCUGGAAUCUGGCAAGAUUCAGACACAUUCCUCAGCUCUUGGCAUGCAGGAGUUGAUAUUUUUGGUUGUGGGUUGCGUGUGUCCUUUGUUUUUAUCGAUGGGUCAUCAUCAUUAAUGCUAAUACAAGUAAGUCUUUUAAUUGAAAACACAAUUGGAUGCAAGGAUAGAUUUUUUUCAAAGAUUUCGGUCUCCAGUUUAUGUGUAAUAGAGGUAUCUUAGAUAAAUCUAUUUCGUCGGACUUUAGAAUAAGUAAUUGGGUAAGUAUUAAGUAAUGAAGAAUGCAGCCUGUUUAUUGUAUAAUUUCGAUCAAUUUGCAUCAAUUGCAUGGACAAUUAUAACUGGUGUUCACAAUAUUUUGUGAACGUCCCAGGUGCCAACAUUUCUAAUCUCAUAAACAUAUUUUUAUAAUUUAUAGGUAUACAAAAUGUUUGAAUACAAUGAUUGUUGAGACUUGGUAAUAUUUCUUUAUCAAAAUGUAAAAGCCAGUUUGUAAUCAGUUUUUUUUAUUGAAAAUAAUCAGUAUCUAACAAUAAAAGAUAACAACGUGUACUGUGUAACAGCCUUUUAGAAGGGAAGAUUUUUUCAAUAAAUACUAGACGAAACUUGAUCUAAACCCAUAAA